AACGGAGAAAAAAAAUAACAACGCUCAAGUCACGGCGGUUCUUCUCUGUCGUCGUCCAACACUUACCUCUGCGUCGCCGGGAAAAAGGGUAAGACGCUUCUUUAAAAGCCUUCACUCCGGCGUUCUCAUCGGAAAAGUAAUUGUCUUCAGUGAUGCGAAUAUCAUCGUUUUUCUUUUAGGAGAAAAAAUCGAUAAGGGGAAGUUUCUUUACUGAGAGAGAUCACCGUUGUUUUGUCCUCGCAUCCUCUCUUAAGGUUUUUGAAGAUGGAUAUAAUCUCACAGUUGCAAGAACAAGUGAAUACGAUUGCUGCCAUCACUUUCAAUGCUUUUGGGACGCUCCAGAGGGAUGCACCUCCUGUCCAGCUUUCACCUAAUUAUCCUGAACCACCUGCUGCAACUACGGCUACUGAUGAUGCUACCCCUUUUCCUGAGCAACCUAAGCAGCUCAGUGCUGGUUUAGUUAAGGCUGCUAAACAGUUUGAUGCUUUGGUUGCAGCACUUCCUUUGUCAGAAGGAGGUGAGGAAGCUCAGCUCAAAAGAAUCGCUGAACUUCAGGUGGAAAACGAUCUUAUUGGUCAAGAACUCCAAAAGCAACUAGAGGCUGCAGAGAAAGAGCUUAAGCAAGUCCAAGAGCUAUUUGGACAAGCUGCAGACAAUUGCCUAAAUAUGAAGAAGCCGGAAUGAAAUGCUUUAGCUUGUGUCAAGUAAAUUCAAAAACUAUAUGAUUAGGUCCAGCAACAGUUAUCUUUUACUGCCAUAAGGAUUAGUAGCUCUGAUUUGCUUCACCAAAAAAUUGUUGCAGAAGCAAUUACAAGAAUGUUGAUUAGCUCACAACAAUGGAACCAUUAUUAUAACCUUA
Capsella rubella is the source of this 859-nucleotide messenger RNA. Its product is annotated as mediator of RNA polymerase II transcription subunit 21. Gene Ontology annotation, cellular component: mediator complex. The record is from RefSeq and is a predicted model, not a curated record. The transcript is spliced from 4 exons. Gene Ontology annotation, molecular function: transcription coregulator activity. Bases 265 to 684 code for a protein of 139 amino acids. Lineage: Eukaryota; Viridiplantae; Streptophyta; Magnoliopsida; Brassicales; Brassicaceae. Gene Ontology annotation, biological process: regulation of transcription by RNA polymerase II.